Molecule: messenger RNA, 3359 nt
Organism: Colias croceus (clouded yellow)
Lineage: Eukaryota; Metazoa; Arthropoda; Insecta; Lepidoptera; Pieridae
Gene: Su(dx)
Product: E3 ubiquitin-protein ligase Su(dx)-like
Biological process (GO): ubiquitin-dependent protein catabolic process
Molecular function (GO): protein binding; ubiquitin protein ligase activity
Source: RefSeq, a predicted model, not a curated record
AUCAGCUUGUGACUAAUUAUUUUAGAAAUAUUUUUGUUUACUUUAUCCUGUUUUUAUUGAAAAUGUACUGUGAUAAUAACUAAGGAGUACACGUGUUUAGAAAUAGAGUAGAUUUUCGGACAAUUUAUUGUAAAUUUUACGUGACCAUUGUGUUCGUGAUAAAUUUUUGUCCAUUUCCUUUCAGACAGUGUGAUAAGAGGGAAUGAUAAUGACCUAAUCUAAAAGAUUUUCUUUAAUCGUCACAAUCAUUCUUGGUAUUUCCUCACAAUAAAAUGAAGAAUAAUAUAUAGGAAAGCAUGAAAAAAUAACGCCACUAUGUCAGAGAGCAUUCAACCACUUACAGCCCCUAUUUCUCUGUCUACAUAUCACCAACUAAGUUUGACAGUUGAAUCUGCUAACAUUAGAAGUUCUGGACUCUUUAAACCAAAUCCCUACCUGCAAGUGAUCAUUGAUGAUAAUAUAUCAAGGAGGACUGAAGUUAUAAAGAACACUUUACAUCCAAAAUGGAAAGAAGAGUUCACGGUCCUAGUCACUCCUCUAUCAAAAAUUGUUUUUCGUUUGGCCGACCACCAUAGUUUUAGGAAAGACAACAUUCUUGGGGAGAAGAGAAUAAACUUUCUAAAAGUUCUCUUGUAUUUUAAUGGAAAAAUUGAAAAUGUUGAAAUGACACUAGAUUUAAUGAAGGCUGUAUCCCAGGAUAAUUCUUCUAAUUCAAAUACUGAAGUAAAAUCAGCAGAAUUAGUGCUACUGUUAGAUGGGUUACGAAUCGAUCCAACAAUUUUAGGUCAAUCGCAUGAACUGUAUGGAGAGCCUAUGAAUGCAAGAAGUCCACUUAAUGAUGGUGUUCGUGCAAGAAUCAGAUUGCGAAAUAAUUCUGAAACAUUCCGGUCUAUGGCAAGACAACAGAAUUUAAGACCGCCGCCCGGUCCGCCGCCGCACAGCAACGGCGCGGUCCCCGCGGCCGUGGCGGCGGACGGCGCGGGCCCGUCGCACGCGGACACGGACGCGCACGCCCCGCUCGCGCACGCACAGCACGGGCCCACCCCGCCGCCGCCGCCGGCUAAUAACGCGACCCCCGAGGAACCGCUGCCGCCUGGAUGGGAGAUGCGAUACGAUGUUUAUGGACGGAGAUAUUACGUGGACCACAACACGCGUUCCACGUCAUGGGAGCGCCCGCAGCCGCUGCCGCCCGGCUGGGAGGUGCGGCGCGACGGGCGCGGGCGCGUGUACUACGUGGACCACAACACGCGCACCACGACCUGGCAGCGGCCGGACACGGAGCGGCUGGCGCGCUUCCAGCACUGGCGCGGCGAGCGGCGGCACGUGGUCGCGCAGGGCAACCAGCGGUUCCUCUACCCGCAGCCGCAGCCGCCCCACCCGCCGAACAACCAAGACCACGACCAGGAACCGCCCGCUGCAGGCAGCACAGUGAGCGUAGCUAGCAGCUCCACAGCGAGCACUAGCGCGCCCCCCAGCGCGGCGAGCACAGCGGGCACGACUAGUGCUGUGAGCGCGGAGGAUGCGCUGGGCGCGCUGCCGGCGGGCUGGGAGCGCCGCGUGCAGCCCGACGGGCGCGUGUACUACGUGAACCACAAGAACCGCACUACGCAGUGGGAGGACCCCAGGACUCAGGUAACAACUAGCGCAGUGAGCGCGGAGGAUGCGCUGGGCGCGCUGCCGGCGGGCUGGGAGCGCCGCGUGCAGCCCGACGGGCGCGUGUACUACGUGAACCACAAGAACCGCACUACGCAGUGGGAGGACCCCAGGACUCAGGGUCAAGAAAUCAGUGCAUUAGAGGAGGCUUUACCCCCCGGCUGGGAGAUUCGUUUCACAGAAGAGGGCACGCGAUACUUUGUAGAUCACAAUACGAGAACUACCACCUUCCAGGACCCGCGGCCGGGCGCGCCGAAGGGGGUGCAGGGCGCGUACGGCGUGCCGCGCGCGUACGAGCGCUCGUUCCGCUGGAAGCUCAGCCAGUUCCGCUACCUGUGCCAGAGCAACGCGCUGCCCAGCCACAUCAAGAUCACGCUCGCCAGGCAGACGCUCUUCGAGGACUCCUACCACCAGAUAAUGAGGCUACCCGCAUACGAGUUAAGAAGACGUUUGUAUAUAAUAUUCCGUGGUGAGGAGGGUCUGGACUAUGGAGGCGUCAGCCGAGAAUGGUUUUUCCUAUUAUCUCAUGAAGUUUUAAACCCCAUGUAUUGUUUGUUCGAAUACGCGAACAAAAACAACUACAGCCUUCAAAUAAAUCCUGCCAGUUACGUGAAUCCUGAUCAUCUGUUAUAUUUCAAAUUCAUCGGAAGGUUCAUAGCGAUGGCCUUGUAUCAUGGUCGAUUUAUUUAUUCCGGUUUCACGAUGCCCUUCUACAAGAGAAUGCUGAACAAGAAACUCACUAUGAAAGACAUUGAAUCCAUCGACCCCGAGUUCUACAACUCUUUGGUGUGGAUAAAAGACAACAAUAUAGAUGAGUGUGGCCUUGAAAUGUGGUUCAGUGUGGACUUCGAAGUGUUGGGCCAAGUGAUACACCACGAACUGAAACCGGCCGGUGAUAAAGAACGUGUUACAGAAACAAACAAAGAACAAUACCUGCAAUUAGUAACACAAUGGCGAAUGACGAGAGGUAUUGAAGAACAAACAUCUGCUUUCCUUGAUGGUUUCAAUGAGGUGGUCCCGCUCGAGUGGCUCAAGUACUUCGACGAGCGCGAGCUGGAGCUGAUGCUGUGCGGCAUGCAGGAGGUGGACGUGGACGACUGGCAGCGGAACACCAUCUACCGGCACUACACGCGCACCAGCAAACAGGUCGUCUGGUUCUGGCAGUUUGUUCGACAAAUGGAUAACGAGAAACGCGCAAGGCUGCUCCAAUUCGUAACAGGAACGUGCCGAGUGCCGGUCGGCGGUUUUGCGGAGCUCAUGGGAUCCAAUGGACCUCAACGCUUUUGUAUAGAAAAGGUUGGAAAAGAUACUUGGUUGCCGCGAUCACACACCUGCUUCAAUAGACUCGACUUACCUCCUUACAAAAGUUAUGAGCAAUUAUGUGAAAAGCUUAAUUUCGCUAUUGAGGAAACUGAAGGCUUCGGGCAGGAAUAACAUUAUUUGUUUGCUCUUAGUAUUAGUAAAUGUAAUAUAAAUUAAAAUCACAAUAAAUUAAUUGCACCAUACCUCGAAAUGAGGCAUUUAUACCAAUGAACUUGGUGCCGUCGAAAAAAAGACCAACCAAAUACUUGUACGAAAUAUUUUGUUUUAACAAUUAUUUUAUAAUUAUGUAGAUAUCACUAGUGUAUUGUCAGUUAUAUAAGAUAUAUUUUGUUUGAACUAUAUUUAAAAGUUCUUCUAUAAAGUUCAAUAAAAUUCCAAAACAA